Onychomys torridus (southern grasshopper mouse) is the source of this 4822-nucleotide messenger RNA. It is a transcript of the gene Large1, whose product is annotated as LARGE xylosyl- and glucuronyltransferase 1. The coding region runs from base 1292 to 3562 and encodes 756 amino acids. The record is from RefSeq and is a predicted model, not a curated record. The transcript has 16 exons. Gene Ontology annotation, biological process: protein O-linked glycosylation via mannose. NCBI's taxonomy places the organism in Eukaryota, Metazoa, Chordata, Mammalia, Rodentia, Cricetidae. Gene Ontology annotation, molecular function: glucuronosyltransferase activity; xylosyltransferase activity.
CGAGGCAGGCUCCGGUCCCGCCCUUGCUCGGAACCCGGUCCCCGAUUGCACCCCCCCCAGCUGCACAGACAUGACACAGACACACAGUCACUGCAGCUGCUGAGCGAGCCCGACGCUCUAGGCACGCGGCGGCCGCCGGACUAUCCGGGAGCUCGCACUCCAGCGCCCGCCAGCGCGCUCCCACGAGGGUCCCUGCACAGAGGUUCCCGUUCGGCCGCGCGCGGGAAGCGGGGAUCGGGCUCCCUAGGCUCGCGGCUCCAGGCUGCCCACGGCGGCUGCAGCGGACGCGCGGCUCCAAACCCUAGCGCUCCGGGAAGUCGGCGCAUCUCGGAGGUGGCUACGGCAGUGGCGGGGGCCGCCUGCCUGGGUUCCCCGCACCCACAGUGCUGCGUCCCGCUCACCGCGCCCCGGUGGCCGUGACCUUCCAACCGGCGUCUACCUCGGCCCCAAGCUCCGGUCCUGCGCCCCAGGCCAGGGCGAGGCCCUUUCCUUCUCGUGGAGCCGCGGGUGGGCGCUCAGGCCGGGGAGAGGGUCACCGCGAGUCGGUACCUCCAGUCCUUGCACUCGCUCGCUGCGCUCGGCACCGGGGCCCGCUGAGCUGGCCCCUGCCUCGCUGCUGCUCCCAAGCCGGGGCGCCUGGAGCCGGGGGCGCGGCCGCACUCGCCUCGCCCGGCGGGUUGCAGGAAGGCCCUGCCCUGAAGGGACUAAGCGGCUAGGAGCGCGGGUGGUGGAGCUGGUAGGGCGGGUAGCCGCUCAGCUUUCCUUCCUGGCGUUGGUUCCCGGGACCCAACCCAGGGCGGCCCCAGUCCCCUGCUCAUGCAGGGCGCCCCGGGCUUGGUAGAGUGCUGGCGUGAAACAGCUCCCGGCAGCUGCCCAGGAGGAGGAGAAAGAGGGGAUUAGUGCUUAGUGGGGCUACGUGGACCUUUCCUGUAUCAUUUAGAGCAGCCUAAGGCUGUCCCGAAGUCUGCACUUGGGACCGACGGAUGGGUUAAAAGAGCACCUGCUGGGAUACCGAUCCGGACCCCCUACAUUUCGUAGGCGUCAGUGUCACCACGCCAUUCAGCUCUUCUGGAGUGUUCCUCUGCUUGGGGGUAGUCGAGGCCAAGAUCUACCACAGUGGGAAGCUAUGCAGACAAUUCCCAAUUUUCAGGUUCUCAGCACCAGUUUCAGUGGGUUAUGUUGUGACCUGACCAAACUCCUCUCCUUUAGAAAGUAUUAUGAGGGAUGCUGAGGACUUCAUGCUUUGGAAAGAGACACGGCUCUGGAAUUAGAAAUUGCUACUUCUGAGAGGAUGCUGGGAAUCUGCAGAGGGAGACGGAAAUUCUUGGCUGCCUCUUUGACUCUUCUCUGUAUCCCAGCCAUCACCUGGAUUUACUUGUUUGCUGGGAACUUUGAAGAUGGGAAGCCUGUGUCUCUGUCUCCCCUGGAGUCCCAAGCACACAGUCCCAGGUACACUGCCUCUAGCCAGCGGGAGAGGGAGAGCCUGGAGGUUCGUGUGCGAGAAGUGGAAGAGGAAAACCGUUCUCUGCGCAGGCAGCUCAGCCUGGCCCAGGGUCAGGGCCCUGUUCACCGCCGUGGGAACCACUCCAAGACCUACUCCAUGGAAGAGGGAACAGGGGACAGUGAGAAUCUGCGGGCUGGCAUUGUGGCAGGCAACAGCUCUGAAUGUGGACAGCAGCCAGCUGUGGAGAAGUGUGAGACCAUCCAUGUGGCCAUUGUCUGUGCCGGAUACAACGCCAGCAGGGAUGUUGUUACCCUGGUCAAGUCAGUCCUCUUUCACAGGAGGAACCCUUUACACUUUCACCUCAUUGCUGAUUCUAUUGCGGAGCAGAUCCUGGCUAUGCUCUUCCAGACCUGGAUGGUACCUGCUGUGCGUGUGGACUUCUAUAAUGCUGAUGAGCUCAAGUCUGAAGUGUCCUGGAUCCCCAACAAACAUUACUCUGGGAUUUAUGGCCUGAUGAAGCUGGUUCUGACCAAGACUCUACCUGCCAACCUGGAGAGAGUCAUUGUCCUAGACACUGACAUUACCUUUGCAACUGACAUUGCAGAGCUAUGGGCCGUGUUCCAUAAGUUCAAAGGGCAACAGGUCCUGGGCUUGGUAGAGAACCAGAGUGACUGGUAUCUUGGAAAUCUCUGGAAAAAUCACCGUCCUUGGCCAGCCCUUGGAAGGGGCUACAACACAGGAGUCAUACUACUGCUUCUGGAUAAGCUGCGCAAGAUGAAAUGGGAACAGAUGUGGAGGCUGACAGCUGAGAGGGAACUCAUGGGCAUGCUGUCUACCUCCUUAGCUGACCAGGAUAUUUUCAAUGCUGUCAUCAAACAAAACCCCUUCCUGGUGUAUCAGCUCCCCUGCUUCUGGAAUGUACAGCUAUCAGACCACACUCGCUCUGAGCAGUGCUACAGAGAUGUGUCUGAUUUAAAGGUUAUCCACUGGAACUCCCCCAAGAAGCUCCGUGUGAAGAACAAACAUGUGGAAUUCUUCCGCAACCUCUACCUGACUUUCCUGGAGUAUGAUGGCAACCUCCUGCGGCGGGAGCUGUUUGGCUGCCCCAGCGAGACUGAUGUCAACAGUGAAAAUCUUCAGAAGCAGCUGUCAGAGCUGGAUGAGGAUGACUUGUGUUAUGAGUUCCGGCGAGAACGCUUCACUGUCCACCGAACCCACCUGUUCUUCCUGCACUAUGAGUUCGAGCCUGCUGCUGACAACACGGACGUUACCCUGGUUGCUCAGCUCUCCAUGGACAGACUCCAGAUGCUAGAGGCCAUCUGUAAGCACUGGGAGGGGCCCAUCAGCUUGGCCCUCUACCUGUCCGACGCGGAAGCCCAGCAGUUCCUCCGCUAUGCCCAGGGAUCCGAGGUGCUCAUGAGCCGCCACAAUGUGGGCUACCACAUUGUGUACAAGGAGGGUCAGUUCUAUCCUGUCAACCUCCUACGCAACGUGGCUAUGAAGCACAUCAGCACACCCUACAUGUUCCUAUCUGACAUUGACUUCCUGCCCAUGUAUGGACUCUAUGAGUACCUCAGGAAGUCUGUCAUCCAGCUUGACCUUGCCAACACCAAGAAAGCAAUGAUUGUCCCCGCAUUUGAGACACUGCGCUACCGACUCUCUUUCCCCAAGUCAAAAGCAGAGCUGCUGUCAAUGUUGGACAUGGGGACUCUAUUCACAUUCAGGUACCACGUAUGGACUAAAGGCCAUGCACCCACAAACUUUGCCAAAUGGCGGACUGCCACCAUGCCUUACCAGGUUGAGUGGGAGGCUGAUUUUGAGCCGUAUGUUGUUGUGAGACGAGACUGCCCUGAGUACGAUCGGAGAUUUGUGGGCUUUGGCUGGAACAAAGUGGCUCACAUCAUGGAAUUGGAUGCACAAGAGUAUGAGUUCACCGUGUUGCCCAAUGCCUACAUGAUCCAUAUGCCCCAUGCCCCCAGUUUCGACAUCACUAAGUUCCGUUCCAACAAGCAAUACCGCAUCUGUCUCAAAACCCUGAAGGAAGAGUUUCAACAGGACAUGUCCCGACGCUAUGGCUUUGCUGCCCUGAAAUAUCUCACGGCUGAGAACAACAGCUAGCACUUGGAAGACCAAUACUAGGGAGAGACGAGGGGAAGAACUACCUGCUGCCUGGGGCCCAGGCUUUGAAGAAAAAUCCAUCACUGCUUUUGGUUGGUUUGUUUCCCUUUGUCUCUUUGACUCCACAAAGCUGCUCUUGUCUGAGAUCUUGGACAGGGACCCAGUCCACCACCAUGAUGUGCUUCCAGAAUGGGACACAGAAGGGCGGAAGCAAAUGAAGAGUUAACAACUGACCACAAAGCCACAGACCCAGUCAGAGUUUCUGGAUGCUCUCACUGCUUUUUAAUAAUUAUGGUUCAAAUCCUAGCUGUGGAGAAAGAACAGGACCUAGGUGCUGUUCUAGGAGUUAAUCACUCCAAGAAAUGAGAGCAAGCUAAUUCUUUGUAGGAAGAGAAUUUUAUUUCUCCUGCCACCUAGCUAGGUACCAAAGCAGAGAGCAAUCCAAGGACCCAAACAACCAUCUGGAGACUUGCAUGGCGUCAUACAUGCAGGGACCUGGAAGUAGGGUGAACUGGUUCUUUAUUCUCAAAGUCUUUCUUGUUUUAUUUUGAGUUGUUUGAAUUUGGGGGAUUUUAUUCAUUUUGAUCUAGGACUCCAAACUUAAAAAAUAUCUAAUCCUUUAAGCUCUAAGAGAAAAAUCAGCUCCCUCAACCAACAUCCCUCAGUCAGCAGUGGCCCAGCAAAGAUGAGCAUCCUCAGAAAAUGUUCACAUAUGGAAGCUUCCUUCAGGUUGAACAGUGAGACCUCCUGAUACUGAGUUCCCACUCUCCAGAUCCAGGACUAUGACAGAGACUAUGGAAAUAUAAGGCCAAACACUGUAUGCAAGUCACAUUUUCUAUGAACAGUGACCAAGUCACAAGGAAAGGGUUUCAAGGAACUACUUCAGUAUUCACAAAAGAUAUGAUUCCCCUCUCAGGAGUUUAAAAGAACUUGAACAGUUCACAGAAGCCCAAUCUGAAAACUCGUGUGACCACAUGGAAGCCACGAGAAGAAAGGGGUCAGGCGCCUCCCUGUUGGAAACAAGGGAGUUGGUGACCUUAGUUUCCCCUCAGGACUUGUUCUAGGGUUGGUAAGCACCUCUUCAUUUUGCAGAUGGAGAAAACACUGAACUUUUACACAUUUUCUUUAUUCUUCACUAUUAAUGUUGUGUUUACAUUGAUGAGAACAAGAGUUAAUGGCCUACCUACUGCUGGGCUGUUUGUAUUGAAUUGCCAUGUGACCAGCAAAAGCUGCAUUCAAUAAACGAAAGUACAGACUGUA